GCUGGGGUACAUUGUUUCAAGAGCAAAGCCUCGAAGCGUUGGUAGCUUUGAAAAAGUGAAAAGUUAUUUCUACAAAUUUUACUUGCAACUGCUUUUCUAAAGACCUGACUUGCCACGAACGAUAGCUGCGAUUUCCAUCAACGAUUUCAUCGCUCGAAAUAUUCGGCCAUGUUGUGUAGUGAAGCGGUCUACACUUGAUCGCGCUAAACACGUUUUGAGAUUUUAAUGUGACUUCUUGCUCUCUUUUCCUGACAUUUUGCGUUACAGCCGACUAAGAUGGAUAAAGUGGACCUUCUGUACAAAAAGUACGACGUCCUGGCAUCAGCAGGAGACAAAGUUUCCGAGCAUGAGAGCGACUACUUAGACAUUUUGGAAUCAGUCAAAGGUACGCCGAGCGAAAAACGCCUGGCAUCGCAGUUCAUCGCCCGCUUCUUCAAAAGCUUCCCGCAUUUGUCUGAGAAGGCCAUUGACGCCCAGUUGGAUUUAUGCGAAGAUGCUGAUGUUGCUAUUCGGAAGCAGGCCAUCAAGGACUUGCCGAGUUUUUGCAAGGACAGCAAGGAGUACGUGCCAAAGAUAGCCGACGUCCUGGCCCAGCUGUUGCUGACAGAAGACCACACGGAGUUGGUGGUGAUUCAGCACUCGCUGGUGACCCUCGUCAAGCUGGAUGCUCGGGGCACCCUCGGUGGGGUGUUCUCCCAGGUGGUGGCUGGGGAGGACUUGGUACGGGAGCGGGCAAUCAAGUUCCUCUGCACCAAGCUGCCUUCCAUGGGUGUCGAUGUGCUCACCAAGGAGGUUGAGGAGUUCCUCUUUCAGGAAUGCUGCAAGGUGAUGCAGGAUGUGACGGGUCAGGAGUUCACAAGCCUGAUGCAGCUGCUGUCGGGGCUGAAGCUGGCCAAAACCAUCCCGGGUCAACAGGCACUAGUGGACUUGGCCGCAGAUCAGGCCGACCUGGGCAAGCCACUUGGGGAGACUGCGGGGGCAGGCGAUACAGCCACGCGGGCUGAGGCCCUUGCAAAGCUCGUCCAGUGCAUACGGCAGGCUUUGCCUUACUUCUCGCCAUACGUAUCAUCAUCGAAGUUUGUCACCCACCUGUGUCAACAAGUACUUCCUGGUCAGCCUUUGUUGGAUGCUGAGACCUUGGAAAUCCUCAAACUGUUGGCUGAAAUGGUGCCCUUUGCCACAAACCUCUCAGCUGAGGAUCUGCAGGCAUGUCUCAAGCUGGUCUUUGAGAAGCUUCUGGAGCUCAUGCCGCUGCCUCCGGCCGGGGAAGAGACUGAGAACUCAUCAGAGCAGCAGGCUGAGCCCGAGCUGCAGCUGAGCCACGUGGAGUGCCUCAUGUACGGCUUCCACCAGCUGGCAAAGCGCAACCCCCAGUUCCUCACCGCCGACGAAUCUACUGAACGGCUCCGAGACUUCAAACUCAGGUUGCAGUACCUUGCACGUGGUGUCCAGGGGUACAUAAAAAAGCUUCGUGUGGCGCUUCAAGGGAAAAAACCUUCCGAGCUGAAGUCAGAUGAGAACAAGUUGAAGGUUGCUGCCUUGAAGACCACAUCCAACAUUAAUGCUCUCAUCCGGGACCUAUUUCACGUUCCACCCUCUUUCAAGUCAGCGAUCACCCUUUCAUGGAAGCCUGUCACCACAAAUGAGAAGCCCGUUUCUGACAACGUUCAGACACUUCCAACAGCAGGGGCAAAAGGAGAGAAGCGGCGCAUCACUUUCCCCGAGGACACGAACAAAGGCACAAAGAGGGUACUCCCCACAUCCAAGAACGAGCGGGAGCUCUACAGUCCACCUGGCGGGAAGUACAGUACCAAAGUACAAGGCUUCCAGAUGCCUGUAAACCGCGGCGGUGGACGAGGCGGCUUCAACAGGUUCCGGGGCAGCAGCAGAGGCGGCUGGCGGGGACGGAUAUACUCGUGAGCAGCUCGAGGUGCUGGGGCCACACAUCCUCUCACAUGCUCUCCUCCUCCCCUCUCUUGCUCACCAGCGUCGCACGCUCACAUGCGUCGCUGUCAGCAUCCACGUCUUCUUCCAUUGUCAGCAUCUCCCCUGCCCAUGUUUUUGUUGUUGAUAUGUCCGUGCACUUGCCUACCUUGCGAUGCCUCUCCCCCCCCCCCCCUCGCCUCUCAUCCACUUUCCAGGUGUUAAAAGAAGGAAGGUCCAGACAACGGAAGCCGGCCAACGCCACAUCUGUACAGCUGGCUCUCUUUCUCCUUUUUUGAUUUCCCAUGUGCCGUUGGCUCUUGCCAGAUCAAUGCUGCUGGCUGCAAUAUGUAGGUGACUUUCUAUUGCGGUUGCUCACUGGCUGUGAAUGGGUUGUCUGCGGUGGGGUUGAGUAUCGGCAGUGCCUUUUUAAAGGCAGUAUAGCCGCGUGAAUGUGCUGCUCUAAGCUGUAAAGUUGCCACUGCACGCAGCUAAAAAAAAAGUUUGUGAGCGUGCAGCGGGGGUUCUUGGUUUCAAAUACACGCAGCUGUCACAUGCUGUCAUGUGAGCUUCGUGUUAUUAAAACUGUGCUGCACUUUUUAAUUUUAUUAUAGUGAAGGCACAUCGGAGCUUGAAUAUUUAUUUUUUUUAGGACUACUUUUCUGGCUUGCUCUUCAUGGUUUCAGAGGAGAACUGAUGUGCAGUUUUCACAUUUGUGCCACCAGCGACAGCACUAACAGUUUCCUUUACGCUGUUGUACUGCUUUGGAAGUUUUUGGUCAUGUGUCAUGAAGUGUAAAUAGAGUAAGUUGUGCAGCGAGAUUGCUUAAAAGCCCACCUUAAUAAUUGCGUGUAUGUCCUUUUUUCCUUUGUGCUUGCAUUUACAUUCAUUUAGUAUGUAAAAAACAGAGAAGAGACUCUUAUCUUCAUGGUGGCCGAGGCUGUGCAAUGCAGCUUUCGUGCAGCUUCACUAGUUGGCUUGCCCAGGGCACAGCGUCAUGUGCCUUGUUAAAAAUACUGUCCGCUGAAAUUCUGGUCGUGCUGAGGUUGGGAUGGGGGUGAGUGGAACAAAAGGGGGGAGAGGCAAAGGACUGUGAGUGAUUGAUCAGCCUUCCCUGCCGCGUGGUGCUUGCAAGUAUGGGGCUGAGUGCCAUGAUCUACUUGUGGGUACUAAUAAGCAGAGUACGCCAAUUGGAUGGUCGCUGGUGUUUGCCAUCUUAGGGAACAAGGAAAGCUUCCUUAGUGUAGCAGUCUGCAGCAAAAAUGUGAUGCUUCCGAGCUCAAAGCGGUUGGCGUAAUUUGUAUGACAUCUGAAUAAAGUGUUUUUAAUGAAGCCCA
Molecule: messenger RNA, 3260 nt
Organism: Dermacentor silvarum
Lineage: Eukaryota; Metazoa; Arthropoda; Arachnida; Ixodida; Ixodidae
Gene: cass
Product: apoptosis inhibitor 5
Exons: 11
Coding region: 277-1920 (547 amino acids)
Biological process (GO): negative regulation of apoptotic process
Cellular component (GO): nucleus
Molecular function (GO): RNA binding
Source: RefSeq, a predicted model, not a curated record